Molecule: messenger RNA, 643 nt
Organism: Polychytrium aggregatum
Lineage: Eukaryota; Fungi; Chytridiomycota; Chytridiomycetes; Polychytriales
Product: cyclophilin-like protein
Exons: 7
Coding region: 63-545 (160 amino acids)
Biological process (GO): protein folding; protein peptidyl-prolyl isomerization
Cellular component (GO): catalytic step 2 spliceosome
Molecular function (GO): peptidyl-prolyl cis-trans isomerase activity
Source: RefSeq, a predicted model, not a curated record
UCCAUCGCAUCCAUUGCAUCCAUUGCAUCCAUUGCAUCCAUCCAUCCACCACAUCCAUCAGAAUGGCAGCUCGACCAUACGUUGUUCUGGAGACCUCAGUCGGCGCCAUCACCGUCGAGCUGUACUGGGACCAUGCCCCAAAGACGUGCGAGAACUUUUUCCAGCUCGCCAAGCGAGGCUACUACAACUCCACUAAGUUCCACCGAGUGAUCGCUGACUUUAUGAUCCAAGGAGGCGAUCCAACGGGCACCGGCCGAGGAGGCUCGAGCAUCUACGGCGCCAAGUUCGCCGACGAGCUUCAUCCGGAGCUCAAGCACACGGGUGCCGGCAUCCUAUCGAUGGCAAACAGCGGACCCAACACCAACGGCAGCCAGUUUUUCAUCACUCUGGCGCCGACGCCGCAUCUGGAUGGCAAGCACUCGAUAUUCGGGCGAGUCUCCGCUGGAAUCAGUGUCGUCAAGCGAAUUGGAUUGGUGCCUACUGACGGAAACGAUCGACCGAGGGAUGACAUCACCAUUCUCCGCUGCAAAGCCGUCAGUCCCUAAAUCGCCGGCUCGGACAGCUGUGCGCCAAACCCGAUCACAUGUGCCUUGCGGCUCGCUGUCGUCCCACCGCCCCGUCGCCAUGCAACUGGAAAACCAUU